GUAGAGGCCUACGUCGAUAUUUUGCUAUCGGUGUUACCUUUCAAGGUUGUAGCUAUUCCUUUGGAGUUUUUCCUUUUGGACGACAUAAGAACAUCAUCGAUAAGCUAUUAAGACGCAAAAAGUAUUAUCACUUGGGUAUCGCAAAAUAACAAUCGUAUCAGACGCAUAGCUAUUUUGGAGGAAAGAGGAAAUUUGUUGUCGUAGAAGAAGCAAGAGAAGCGUUUGAUAAGCAUUUGCCCAAAGAUGAGCCUUGGCUGGUUUCUUCUGAAAUGUAUUACUCUUGUAUUCGUUAUUUCGCAUUCAUAUGGCCAACAACCUUGCAACAACUGCUGUCAGAGGCCCAAUCACAAAGAGAUUGACAAUUCUCGGCGCAGCGUGGUGAGUAAGUGGAAAUCAGGUCAAGUUGCAUUGUGUGACAAGGAUCUUGCAGUUGGAUGGUACCGUUUUACUAGCUUUGUCGGGGGGCAGAUGCCGACCAACAAAGUGAACAUAAACCGUUGUGGCACCCAAUCUCCAGUUUGGCUAGAUGGCACCACUGGCAACCAUCCCGCCAGCUCUACUGACCCUGUGGUUAGCAUCAAAGCCUGUGUUAACUUCCGUAAUUGGAGAAAUGGUUGUCGCUUUUCGUUCCACGUAAGCGUCAAGCGCUGUUCCGGAAAUCCUGACUUUUUCGUUUAUUAUCUUCAACCGACUUACCAAUGUGACGUCGCCUACUGCGCUGGAGAUGGUAUACCUUGUCCCUAUGGACAGAGGGGUACAUCGUUAGCAGCAUGUAAUGACCAACCCACGAUCACUGUACAACCACAAGCUCACGAAAAAACUGAGGGAGACACCGUUACUUUAUCUUGUAAGGCUGAUGGUAAUCCAGUACCGACAAUAUCAUGGACUGUAAAUGGCUCCCCAAUAGAUGUAAGAGGCAAUUCCAGGAUCAGUUUUUUAGAAAACAAACAGCAGUUGACAAUAAGGAAUGUGGAAAGGACAGACAGCGGAGUCUACAGAUGUGUGGCGAGCAACAAAUUUGGAAAUGCUACAUCCGAUGCUGCUUCACUGGAUAUUCAAUUUGCACCUGAGAUCUCCAAACAUCCAAAGGAUACUCAGGCAGUGGAAGGACAAGAUGUUGUUUUGCAUUGUUUGGUAGAGGGAAACCCAAAGCCGAGUGUUAGAUGGACAAAAAAUGAAGAAGAAUUGAAUUUAGCAGCAAAUCCACGACUAAGCUCAGCUAUAAUAAACGACACACAUAAUUUGACAAUAACUGAUGUUCAUCUACCAGACGCUGGUCAAUACAGAUGUCUAGCUAAUAACAGUGUCGGUCAAACUACUUCAUCUGCCGCGACGCUUAUAGUGGAAGAAUAUUGUAACACUGUACAACCACAAGCUCACGAAAAAACUGAGGGAGACACCGUUACUUUAUCUUGUAAGGCUGAUGGUAAUCCAGUACCGACAAUAUCAUGGACUGUAAAUGGCUCCCCAAUAGAUGUAAGAGGCAAUUCCAGGAUCAGUUUUUUAGAAAACAAACAGCAGUUGACAAUAAGGAAUGUGGAAAGGACAGACAGCGGAGUCUACAGAUGUGUGGCGAGCAACAAAUUUGGAAAUGCUACAUCCGAUGCUGCUUCACUGGAUAUUCAAUUUGCACCUGAGAUCUCCAAACAUCCAAAGGAUACUCAGGCAGUGGAAGGACAAGAUGUUGUUUUGCAUUGUUUGGUAGAGGGAAACCCAAAGCCGAGUGUUAGAUGGACAAAAAAUGAAGAAGAAUUGAAUUUAGCAGCAAAUCCACGACUAAGCUCAGCUAUAAUAAACGACACACAUAAUUUUACAAUAACUGAUGUUCAUCUACCAGACGCUGGUCAAUAUAGAUGUCUAGCUGAUAACAGUGUCGGUCAAACUACUUCAUCCGCCGCGACGCUUACAGUGGCAGACUAUUGUAAGUAUUCAACCCAAUUCACCAAUCAAUCAAAAACCGCGGCAAUGGAUUUUCGUCUUUUUCGACUUCAGUAGGAAAGAAAAUUUGUUAAUUUCCUAAUACAAGCAAGUUGCACUUUGGUGCAGAAGUCCGGGUUUUGCUUGGCUGAAAUUACCAGCUUAUGCUUUCGGAGCUAAGGGUACAGCACGUUACAGAACUUUACGACUCGAGAUGUACCUUAACGAAUUCUAAUUCACAAGCCGGAUUUUUGGUGCAUAGAACCGAGUCUUAAGCAAAAACACGGCGACCCAGAUUUUUAAUACAAAAAUCAGGACCGUGCCUUAAUUUAUCUAAGCUCACAACCCAUAUUAGCAGUUUAACAUAUGAGCUGUGUCCUACAGAAACUCGUAACUUGGGUGUUUCAGUGUAAGCUGAAAACUGAGUUGCUCCUCAUUUGAAUUCGCGACAUGCAUUUCCACUGUUCAAGAGGUACUUUGUCGAAAUGCACAAGACGGAUUUUUCAACGUGGAAGACCAAAGUUUCAGCUAUAAGAACUUGCCAACCAGAAUUUUUACUAAAAAUUCAGAUUUGCAAGUAUUUCACUGAAAUUCACAACUCGUAUUUUUUUCUCGUUUGUGUAAAAAAUCGGAGUUGCGUUAUUCGAAGCAAAGCACAAUACAAUUUUGUUGCAAAAUUAUAGUUGCGUUGCUUUGUAUUUGUUCCAAAGAUGCACUACUUGGAUUUUGGGAUGAACUUCAAAUCCUUGAGCCGCUUUAUCGAAAUUUACAAGUCGGAUUUUCAGGGUAGAAAUCCGAGUUGUGAGUUUAUUGCAGCAAUGUGAAACCCAUGUCUUUUUUUACUUGAAACAUUAGAUUUGUGCUUUAUUGAAAUUCUCUAAU
Messenger RNA from Orbicella faveolata, 2799 nucleotides. Its product is annotated as von Willebrand factor D and EGF domain-containing protein-like. The record is from RefSeq and is a predicted model, not a curated record. NCBI's taxonomy places the organism in Eukaryota, Metazoa, Cnidaria, Anthozoa, Scleractinia, Merulinidae.